GAGCUCCUCCUUUGCCAGUCCUCACAGCACAGCUCCAGGAGCAGAACCUCAGCCACACCCGUAGGGACCAGUAGCACCUUCAGCACUGGCAACUCAAAAACAGAUGCGGAUGUUUCACAACAGUGAACAGUUUGAUUCAGACCUGACUUACCCGAGUCCUUAGAGUUGAUCCAGGUCAUUAAUUUCUGUGUUCUUUACAACAUGGUGAAUCUCGGCUUGACAAGAGUUGAUGACAAAGUGGCCGCUAAACACCCGGGGUUAGAGAGCUACGCUGCCUGUCAGUCUCAUGCCUUCAUGAAGGGGACUGGGACCUUUUUACUUGGUAUUGCAGGAUUAUUUACCCUUCAGAAGGUUAUACAAAGGAAGCUCCCUUACCCUCUACAAUGGAAUCUUCUUAUCUCAAUAUUGGCCUCAUCGGUGGGGAGUUAUGCAGUGACCCGCUGGGAAACGCAGAAAUGCUCUGACCUUUGGUUAUUGCUGGAGACUGGAAAGGUUCCAGACAGGUCACCAGUAAAGGUUUCCCAUCAAACAGAGGAAUCAAAAGGACCUCAGAAGACGAAAUACGGCGAUGUAAUUGAGUGAACCAUGCCAUAAUUUUUUCCAGAAGAUCUAUAGAGAGACCUUUGUAUCACAGAGUGCAUUCUGCAUAAAACUGGAUUUUUAUUUUUGUGCAAUUUGCAACUUGCAACAGGUGCAAUUUCAUUUAUUUGGUUUGUGUAAAGUGUUUUAAUGCGCAAGAACUUUCUUAUUUUGAAGGGAAAAUAGGUUACUUUAUUCACAGGUAAAGAAUUCUUUGAAAGUUCUAUCAAAAUAAAUAAACUAAUGGGACUUUUUUGAGCAAAGAUGGUUUGUGUUGUAUUAAACUAAAUAUAAAUUGUACUGCCAAAAAAAGCCACUGGAUGAUGCUGUAGACUCUGUAAAAUUAGUUAGAGGCACUUCCUGAGCCGUAGAAGACUUGAUAGACAAUUUAUGUUUUGAAAAAUAUAAGUACGGUAAUUAAAUACAGUUUGACUUAAGAAACAGAUUUUUCUAUUUACUUAUGUUUAAUGAACCUAGUUUAUUUAUCAAUAGAGAAAAAAUAAUUUAAGAUCAUUUUUUGAUAGAUACAAAUUGAAUUAAAAAAGAAAAUGUCCAUCGCUUAAAAGGUAUUUUUUGACCUGUUCUUUAUGAUUUUAAACACUUUUGGAGAUUUUAUCAUUAAGUUGGGAAGUGUUUGCAAACAAUGGCAGGUUUUUCGUUUUAUUUCAUUCCUUUAAUACAUUAUUAAAGAAAAAAAAUCUACUGUGAAGUAUAACAAGAAAGACAAAGUAAUACAUGUCCAAUAAAAAGCUAAUGAGUACUUUUCCAUGGUGGAGGAAUAUUUUGCUGUGCCUCAAAUACAUGUUGUUUUUUAGUUUGACACUACAUUCAUUGGUUAUAAACUGAAUUCAUGUAGGGAUGCUUAAUAUUAACCUACAGUAAGAUUUGCCUUUGAUCGUUGUAACAUUGCAGCAUAUUAAGUUGGUUUCUGGAUUGCUUUGUCAAUUACUUACAACACCAGGACAAAAAAUGCCCUCAAAAAAACAUUUAAAAAAACCUUGGCUUACAAAACAGUACAACCGAAUAGGAUUAAUGUAAAUAUCUGUGAAGGAUUAAGUUUAAGUAGAAUCUUUCCAUGUCCUCUGCCUACAUGAGCAAUUUGCAAACCUUUUUUUUAGUAGAAUUUAUCAAAUGCAUGUUUUUUUUAUAUGAAAAAGAAGGUGAUUGAGUCGUUCUGUCGUUUUCUUUGUCUUUCUGUCACCAUGUUGGCUUUCCUGGCAAAAAAAAAAAAAAAACCCCGGAACAGCUUUCAGAUUAGUGCUCCUGUAUCAGGAUUUCAGAUUUGUGCGGUCUGCAAUAGGUCGACUAGGAAUAACAGCAAUAUGACACUCAUUCAGUAUUCUAUGUUUAAUGAAGCAGAAGAAAUACAUGUCAAAUAUUAAAGCUGUUUGGAAUCAGAAUAAUUUGAUUUACAAAAAACCCCACAAACUAAUCCAUAUUAAGCUGAAUUUUAACACUCAACACUCAUUAUUCCCUUCAUAAUAUAAUAAAUGCCUACCAACUUAGUGUAAUAUGGGCAGAUAUGUGUCUUUAACAUGCUUGGUAUCAAAUAAAGACUCUCUCACCUGA
Molecule: messenger RNA, 2148 nt
Organism: Oryzias latipes (Japanese medaka)
Lineage: Eukaryota; Metazoa; Chordata; Actinopteri; Beloniformes; Adrianichthyidae
Gene: tmem141
Product: transmembrane protein 141
Source: RefSeq, a predicted model, not a curated record